This is a messenger RNA of Loa loa (African eye worm), 2122 nucleotides long. RefSeq lists its product as hypothetical. Gene Ontology annotation, cellular component: nucleus; cytoplasm; post-mRNA release spliceosomal complex. The coding region runs from base 89 to 1627 and encodes 512 amino acids. Gene Ontology annotation, molecular function: mRNA binding. Gene Ontology annotation, biological process: regulation of mRNA stability involved in response to oxidative stress. The record is from RefSeq and is a predicted model, not a curated record. The transcript has 7 exons. Lineage: Eukaryota; Metazoa; Nematoda; Chromadorea; Rhabditida; Onchocercidae.
GUCCCUCUUUGACCCGAUUGAGAAAGGAUCAAGUUGCGAUUAUUCGGGAUUUGCUUUCAGUCCGGCAAUCGAUUGGAGAAUAAGAACGAUGACUUCGUCACUGUUAGACCGAGAUUUCUCACCACCGAGCUCGUUUAAAGAUGGAGGAACGGGUGAUCGAUGGCGUAUAAAAAAUGAAAAUUCGGGUAGUGAACGUUGGAGAUCGAGUAAUGAUGCGGAAACUGGUGGUAUUGGUAAUGAUGGUGGUCCUGUUGGAGGCGGCAUUGGUGGUGGAAGUGGUGCUAGUGGUAGUGAACGUUGGUUACGACGGGAAAAUGCUACUGAUCGAAUGAUAGGUGGUCAACGUCGUGGUAGCAGUCGUGAACGUAGCCCACGAAGACUUCGAGAUAGAGAUGGUCGUCGAGGCGGCGCUGGUGGUGUACGUAAUGACCGAAUGGUUUACAUUGCAAAUAUUCCAUAUGACGUACGUUGGAUGGAAUUAAAAGAUUUGGUUCGAGAAAAAGCUGGUGAGGUUAAUUUUGUGGAGCUUCUGGAAGACCGUAAGGGAAAGUCGAAAGGUGCAGCAGUUGUUGAGUUUCGAGAAAAAGAAUCAGUUCAGCGUUGUGUCGACGCUUUGCAUCGUUAUCCGAUGAAUGAUCGUUUGCUUACAGCAAAGGAAAUUCGAGAUCCUGUUGCAUUUUUUCGAAAAGUUAAGGAAGACACAGGUGUUGAUUUUUUAAACGGUCUUCAUGGUGGAACUGCUGCAGCAAGUUUGGAUACUCGUAGCCGUCAGGAGGAGCAGUUUGAAACGUAUGGCCUUAGUCCGGCAUUUCUGCGACAACUUCAUAUCACAGGACCAUUGACAAAUCGUGUUUUUGUGUCGAACCUCCCGUACAACGUACAGAGUGGACGAGUGACAGACUAUUUCUCACUGGCCGGUAAAGUUACAUGGGUUGAUCUUCAAUUAGACAAAGAAGGUCGCAGUAAGGGUAUGGCUGUUGUACAAUUCACUCAUCCGAUCGAAGCAGUGCAAGCUAUUUCAAUGCUGAACAAUCAACGUGUUUUUGAUCGCCAAAUCAAUGUCAAAAUGGAUAAAUUUGAUCCGAUUGAUGACCGGAAAGAGGGAGAGUUGCCUGUGGGUUUGCGUGGAGUUGGCAUGGGUUUGGGCGCAAAUGGUGCACCAUUAGGCGAUGUUUCUUCAAUAAUUUCGUCGCUCACCUCCUCGACAACAUCUCAUAAUUCCUAUGAUAGCACAUCAACAUCGUUUACCAAUCAGUCUGCCUAUCAAAGUGGUCCUGUAUCAGGCCUUCAGCCAAGUAGCAUUUCUUCGGUUAUGCCAUUUUCAUCUACAUAUACAUCGUCAUCUGCAUCUCUCUCAGCUCCCAGCUCUGCUUAUUCUACAUUCGGUGGUGUCGGUGGUUUCAGUGGUUCGCGUUCGAUAAUUAUCAAAAAUCUUCCUUUGGAUUACACAUGGCAGAUUGUGCGUGACCGUGUUCAGCAGUUUGGUCCAGUAGAUCUGACGGAAAUGAUUGCACCAGGGUGUGCUAAAGUUACUUUUGCUGUAGCUGCGGAUGCGGAACGCGCCCGUAAAUCUCUUCAAAAUACCACCGUUGAAGGACGUGUUAUUGGGGUCGAAUUCCUGGCCUGAAGAAAGUGAAAUUUUUACUUUCUUUGAAUUAUUAGCCGCAUUUGCGAUAUUGUAUCCCAUCCGAUCCAUCUUCGUCUUUUGUUUAAUACUUCUUAAUCGCUUGAAUUUUGAAUUCUGAAUCAUGCGAGGAGCUUUACCACUUUUGGGGAAUAUUUUGGAGAUGAAGGAAAAGUCUCGUUAAAUAAAUAAAAUAGUAUGCAAAUGGUUUUUAUUUUGAGAGGCGAUAAUACCGAAUGUCUGUUUUAUGAUUCCAUUUUUGUUCUGUCUCGUUAUUUAAUGCAUUUUAUCUUCGAGAGAGCAUUUUAGAUCGACUUCAUACUAAGCAUAUUUAUUUUUUAGAUUCGUUUAAAUCGGUUAAUAUUCAUCUGAGUAGUUUAUCAAGUUUAUGAUAAGGUCGUUUAGUUUUCUUCUCACAUUCUCCAAAGACGAUGUCGUUCAUGGUCAUAUAUUUUUUUGGACCUGAGUCAUGUUUUGAAAUAAAUUUUCAAUAAAGAG